AUGUUGGCGUCUUCGCCCUCGCCUUCGACGGCUGCGUUACGCUCCCCGCUUCCUUCAACUUCGGGGUCGCAUUCUCAUUCCCACUAUGAGCCGACUGGCGCUCCACAAUUCAAUAGUCCUAGAUCCUCGCGUCUGGCCAUCGACGAACUUCGCUCAGCCUUGAAUCGGCAUACUGUCGAUCCUUCAUCUCCUGAAGUUUCAGGAGAUCUUCAACGCAGGCGCGCAUCGACAUCCGACACUCUGAAGACCCUGGUCAAUCAUUCGGCCUUGGCUUCGACACCCCAAUCUACUUCUUCCGCCGUGACUGCAACCACCCCGGCGACUGCCCCAUCUACAAACCCACCCCCAGAUUCUUCCUCCCCCGCUCCCUCGAUGCCCGCCCCAACCCCGGGCUCCAACAAGCGCAAUAGCCAACGCGACCAUCACUCAUCGGAUGCGACGCCGGCGGAAUACGAUGGCGAAGACUUGGAAAGAUCGCAGUCCAAGCGCCUGCGACCUUCCAAACCAGAGGUCAAGAUGUUGCCCACGCAAUAUGAACUGGCCGACCCUCGUGACAUGGUCGUGCUGAUCUCUAGCAUGCUGAUGGAGCUGAUCCGUUUCAACGACAAGAUCCCACUACACCAGGGUCGUCUGACUCGCUUUCACUCCCGCUCUCCGCCCCGAAUCUCCGUGCAAGAUUACCUCCAGCGAUUGACAACCCACGCUACUCUCUCACCUCCCAUCCUCCUCAGCAUGGUCUACUACAUCGAUCGACUCUGCGCGCUGUACCCCGCCUUCACCGUGUCGAGUCUCACCAUCCAUCGGUUCCUGAUCACCAGCGCCACCGUCGCCAGCAAGGGACUCAGCGACAGUUUUUGGACCAACAAAACGUAUGCUCGAGUUGGUGGAAUCGGUAUGACGGAAUUAGCCAUGCUUGAACUAGAUUUCUUGUUCCGAGUCGAAUGGCGCAUUGUUCCACAACCGGAAGUGCUGGUGGACUAUUACCAGAGUCUCGUCGAUCGAUGCGAAGGGUUUGAAAUUGAAGGCGUUUGCCAGAAUGGCAGUGCUAAAGCUGGGGUAACGGGAAUUGCCCCAGCAGCCGGUCCUGUUUCAACAUAA
Molecule: messenger RNA, 1098 nt
Organism: Penicillium roqueforti
Lineage: Eukaryota; Fungi; Ascomycota; Eurotiomycetes; Eurotiales; Aspergillaceae
Gene: phoB
Product: regulatory cyclin phoB
Exons: 1
Coding region: 1-1098 (365 amino acids)
Biological process (GO): regulation of cyclin-dependent protein serine/threonine kinase activity
Cellular component (GO): nucleus; cyclin-dependent protein kinase holoenzyme complex
Molecular function (GO): protein kinase binding; cyclin-dependent protein serine/threonine kinase regulator activity
Source: RefSeq, a predicted model, not a curated record